This is a messenger RNA of Chironomus riparius, 904 nucleotides long. The record is from the annotation of a GenBank genome assembly. Lineage: Eukaryota; Metazoa; Arthropoda; Insecta; Diptera; Chironomidae.
UUUUUUUAAAAAAUUGUAAACAACAAAUUGCUAAACAAGUUUAAUUUAAUUUUAUUAAGUAAGGUCCUUUAAGAAAUAUUUUAAAUAACAUACAUUUUAUUACAAGUGACGAUUACAUCAAUUAAGAUGGUGAAAAUGCCAAAUAAUGAAGCAGAAAGUGAAGAAUCUGAGAAGGAAAUGAACUCAACUAAUUCCAGCGAUAGUGAAAUGUCUGCUGAUUCUUCCAGUUCAUCGGAAAUGACAGAAAAUGAAUUGAGAAUAGGACGAAAAAUAACUGACUUUAAUGAAAUUUUAUCGGAUCUCGAAAGGCAAUUCCUUAUAUUGCGUGAGGAUUUAUACAAAGAGAGAAUAAAGCAUGUAGAUUCGCAAUUGCAUGAAAUCGAAAAUGGAAUGUCCCAAGAAUAUCUCAAUCCACUACAAGCCCUUUCUGACCGAAUGAAUGCCAGAAAGGAAGUAGCAGAAAUUCUCAAAAAGUACCGUUUAGAAAACAUUCGUCAUAAAUUUGAGUCCGAAGAACAAGCGGCAAGACAAAACUAUGAAAGUGAAAAGCAACUAGCUGUUGAUAAAUUGUAUGAGGAGUUGAAUGAUAAGAUUCGAAGAUUAGAGGAAGACAGUCAUAAUGUUGAUAUCUCUUGGGCUGAUUGGGGAUCAAAUUCAAGAUCGAAUAAAGUAAGGGGGCCUGGAAGGAAAAAACCAACUACUGUCACUGGUCCGUACAUAGUUUAUAUGCUACAUGAGGAGGAGAUUAUGGAAGAUUGGACGACGAUACGAAAAGCAAUUAAAGGAAAUAGAAUCCAUCAACGAUCAAAUGCAACUCCUCACGCGUAACAUAAACCUUAUAAAUUAUAUUAAUUUGUAUGUAUCGUAAAUAAAUGGAAUCUGUUUUGUGUAAUUUUCAAAUUUU